GUGCGUUGGACUUGAGCUCUCAGCUGCUGUAACUACAGCUAAGCCGGUUGCCACACCACGGGGCGGAAGAUAUGAGCUAAUCAGAUGGUUGUAAAUGGCUAGAAAUGUAAACGGUGGCUACUAUUAACCUCGCAUGUGGCAUUUCGCCUCACCGAGCCUUAUCAUCAUUCAAACAAUGCCAACGUGGGUUACGUGUUGCUUUUUGAUUACGAUGACUGCACCCUUAGCUUGACAGAUAGGCUAGCGUUGCUUGAACUUGAGGGGAGAGGAUCUUGAAUGGUAGUGUUAUCCCGGUCUACCGUAACGCAUCUUCGUGUCUCUUGUUUCACAUGAGCUGCGUACGCCAAUUCAAAGUAUCUGGAGCGAGAAUGAUUACACCAAGCAAGAAUAACAAUUACAAGGAGUUUGAAUGUGGAUUUUCUUUUAGAAUGGGAAAAUGCAAUAUCCGAAACAUUUUAUGGAAACGGAUAUCCCUCUACCGGAAGUCCCACCCUCUCCCGCUAAUAACCCUUAUUUGGAGCAUCCCGUUAGUUGCGUCCCCUGCGAGAAGAACGCCUGGGAACCGGGACGAAUGUAGAUUAGACUCGAUUUGGGCCAUAUGGUCAUGUCACGCUAUAAGCGUUGAUUAGUGUGCGCUCCUCUUCACAAUUGGAUUAGUUUAAAGUCUGUUGCGACGACCGUUAUUAGCAUUUGGCGAUCGCUUAAACAAUUUUUGUUCUCAGCCUUAACUUGGUCUGAACUGGUAAUGGGAGGUUAAGAGCUCUGGAAAGCGAGGCAAGCAUUGAUGACUCUAAAGGGCUUAACAUUCUCGGCUGUUGAGAAAUGUGAGGGAUUUUAUGAUUUUUUCAAGAUGAGAGCUCAUUGUAUUGGUCAUGAAUACCAUGAGCAUAUCGAGGAUGCAACAUGAUCUGCACGCAAGGCUUGGACACUAGUGACGAACACGUUGGACCGUGAGACAUUUUCUUAUACAGGUGCAUAGCCGGAGAGGUACCGCCCAUCGAUGGCCAAUCACUCGCCUCCUGGCUUUCUGUGUUAAAAAGGUGAAGGAUUCUUGAGAUACUACAGCUACCUGCCAUGGAGGAAGACCAGAAUAAGACGGCCACGCCUGAGCACAGUCCGGUCCACAGCUCUGUUCCAAGCCCGGCUGCCAGCCCACUGCCCAACCCAAUCCCGGACAGAAUCGUCCUGCCGUCAACUAACAAUGUGGAGAACACCUUGUCCUCCCUCUCCUGCGUCCCUCUCCUCCAGCACCUCAACGUCAACCAGAUCCAGGUGGUGGUGCGCCGUAGCUCCACCCCCAACGUCACCGAGGAGACCACCUACUUCCUGCCCCGCAACGCCGUGGUCGACGCCGGCACCAACACGGACCCCCCCGUGGUGUGCUGCCCGCUGCUCCGCAAGGUCUGCCCCUGCCCCCCCAGGGGCCUGCUGGCCUCGCUGAUCACUAAAGUGAUUCUGGCUGCGGUGCUCUUCGGCGUGGUGUGGGCCAUCACGGAGAAGGAGUGCCUUCCGGGGGGGAACCUCUUCGGCAUCACCGUGCUCUUCAUAUGCGCCGUCACCGCCGGCAAGCUGGUGGGCCUCAUCCGCCUGCCCGGGCUGCCCCCCUUCCCACCUCUGCUGGGCAUGUUGCUGAUGGGCUUCACAUUGAGGAACAUCCCCGUGGUAACCGAUGCCGUCUACAUCGACUUCAAGUGGUCGGCGUCUCUCAGGAACAUCGCCCUUGCCGUUAUCCUAGCCAGAGCUGGGCUGGGCUUGGACCCUUCGGCGCUGCAGAAGCUGAAGUCGGUGUGUUUGCGGCUGGCCUGUGGGCCGUGUAUCCUGGAGGCGUGCACCGUGGCGGUGGUCUCCCACUUCCUCAUGGGGCUGCCCUGGGUGUGGGGCUUCAUCCUUGGCUUCGUCCUGGGGGCGGUGUCCCCGGCGGUGGUGGUGCCCUCCAUGCUGGGACUCCAGAAGGACGGCUACGGCCUGGAGCAGGGCAUCCCCACGCUGCUCAUGGCGGCGGGGAGCUUCGACGACAUCCUGGCCAUCACCGGCUUCACCACCUGCCUGGGAAUGGCCUUCGCCACGGGCUCCACGUGGUACAACCUGUUGAGGGGGGUGCUGGAGGUGGGUGGGGGCAUGUUGGCUGGCAUCCUGCUGGGAUUCCUCAUCCAGUAUUUCCCCAGCGUUGACCAGAAACACCUGGUGAUGAAGCGUUCCUUCCUGGUGCUGGGUCUUUCUGUGUUCUCCGUGUUUGGGAGUGGAGUCGCAGGCUUCCCCGGUUCUGGAGGACUGUGUACUCUGGUGCUGGCUUUCCUGGCUGGGUUGGGCUGGGGCAAGGACAAGAUUCACGUGGAGGAGGUGGUGGGGACAGCCUGGGAUGUGUUCCAGCCCCUGCUGUUCGGUCUGAUCGGAGCAGAGAUCAGGAUCUCCCAGCUGGAGGCCCACACAGUAGGCCUGGGCAUCGCCUCCCUCCUCAUCGCCCUGGUGGUGCGCGUCCUCUUCACCUAUGUGUGUGUGCUCUUUGCUGACUUCAACACCAAGGAGAAGCUCUUCAUCGCCCUGGCCUGGAUGCCGAAGGCCACUGUGCAGGCGGCCAUCGGCUCCACAGCGCUAGACAUGGCCAGGAUCAAAGGGGACCCCGUGCUGGAGCGCUACGGUAUGGACGUGCUGACGGUGGCCGUGCUGGCCAUCCUCCUCACCGCCCCCGUGGGGGCCCUUGCCAUCGGCCUGGCCGGCCCCCGCCUGCUGCAGAAACCGAGUAGCCCGAGCUGGGGUGAGCCCGUCAAACACAACCUCUCCUCCUUCCUUCUGGGUGUUGCCGCGGCUACAGAUGGAGACGAAGAAACUCCCGUCAGUUAUGAAAGUACGCUCUGAGUACACUACGUCAUGAGAGUGCUGCAACCAUUUCUUAUUCAUAAUGGAUGUAACCAAAAGGAAAGAAAGUGUGUUUACCUAUGUUGUAGUUAGUUGGAGGCUAUGUGGUUAAAAACAAAACUCAAUUUUAUUUUUUAUUAAACGGUUACAAGGCCAUUACGAAUCCACUGUUAUGCAACUGAAAUGCAAUAAUUUAUGAAUAUAUUUUUAACUACUGAUAUUCUCUUCGCAGAAAGAGCUAUAGUUACAAGCAAAUACAAUAAGCUGACAUUUGAAUGGCGUACUUAUUCUUUUCACUGUUUUGUAUUUAAGACAAUGUACUAGGUUUUUUUUCUACAGUGUUUUAUCAGAUUUUACACUUGGUAUUUCCCAGCUACGGGUUUUUUUGUUUAUUUUAAUUACAAGUAUGAGAUUGCGAUUCUGAAUUAGCGGGGAAAAAAAAUCAAUCAUUUUUUAAAGAAAUAAAUGAAUAAGACAUUUGUUUUCAGUAAUACCCAAACAAUUUGUUCAUGAUAUAAAAGAUGUUCAUUUCAUUAUAUCUAAAAAAGCUUUUGUUUUAGUUUAUCUGGAUUCUUUGAAAAUCAUGCAGUCUUUUUAUAUUCAUAAUUUACAUGUUCUCGUACAACUAAUCUGUUAUGUCUAUCUGUUAUUUAUGAAAAAAGUUCAGGAAAUAUGUUGAGCUUUAUAUCGAAACAAAAAAUAAACAUGUCCAAACUGUACCAAAACUUGACAUGUCAAAUGUUUGUUUCACAAGGUAUAUGGUCCAAGAAACAACACAAUGAUGGUUUACUUUCACAAAAGUUCAUUUAGAAAUGGCCAGAUCUUUAUUUUGUCGAUAAGAAAAUAAAAGUGCUACAAUACCAGUUA
Molecule: messenger RNA, 3723 nt
Organism: Gadus morhua (Atlantic cod)
Lineage: Eukaryota; Metazoa; Chordata; Actinopteri; Gadiformes; Gadidae
Product: sodium/hydrogen exchanger 9B2
Exons: 13
Coding region: 1075-2856 (593 amino acids)
Biological process (GO): proton transmembrane transport
Cellular component (GO): membrane
Molecular function (GO): antiporter activity
Source: RefSeq, a predicted model, not a curated record